AUGUCGCUGCCCAAGACGUUCCCUCUCAAAGCUGCCAAUGGCACCACUAUCGAGAUACCCUCGGUGGGCUACGGCACCUGGUCCUCAGGCGAGAACGACUGGGCCAAGGAUGCCACCCUCACCGCACUGAAGGAAGGUUACCGACACAUCGAUGGAGCAUGGAUGUACGGUGUAGACGAAUCCGUCGGCGCUGCGAUCAAAGAGUCCGGCAUUCCCCGCGAGGAGAUUUUCGUCACAUCAAAAGCAUGGCCGAACUUCUUCGCUCCGGAGAACGUGGAGAUCUGCCUCGACCAUGUCCUCAAAGCAACGCAGUUGGAUUAUAUCGACCUCUUCCUCGUUCACUGGCCCGUCACUUUCAAGCCUAUAUCACGUGAAGCUCUCCUCAAAGCGCAAACCGGCCACGGAAAGUCCCAGGAGGACAAGGGUAUUCUCCAGGAGAAUGGUGCUAUAGUCGUGGAUUGGGGACACACCUCCACACCGAUCGCAAGAAAGGCUGGCCAUGAGGGAAGUUUCGUCCCGACAUGGAAGGCAAUGCAAGAGCUCGUGAAGAAAGGCAAAGUGCGCGCGAUCGGCGUAUCGAAUUUCUCCAUCGCCGACAUCGAAGAGCUCCUGCCGCAUUCAAAGGAGAUUCCCAUCUCAUGUAAUCAGAUCGAAGUCCACCCUUGGCUGCCGCAGACGGAAUUGAUCGAAUUCGCUCGCAAGCAUGAUAUUCUCACAACGUGCUAUUCACCAUUCGCGGGCCAGAAGAAAGACGGUCAGACACUUUUGAAGGAUGGGACGGUCCUCGCGCUGGCGGAGAAGAAUGGGAUGGAUGUCGGGCAGAUUUUGCAGAGCUGGGCUGUGCAGAGGGGCACUGUGCCGUUGGGAAAGAGUGCUACCCCGAGUAGGAUUAAGAGCAAUCUUCAGGUUAGGAAAUUGUCGGAUGAAGACUUCAAGGCGUUGGAUGCGCUGAAGCUUGAGGGCGAUGAGGGAAGGACCGUCAAUCCAUCAAAGACUUGGGGUGUGGCUCUUUAUUAG
Molecule: messenger RNA, 1017 nt
Organism: Dissoconium aciculare CBS 342.82
Lineage: Eukaryota; Fungi; Ascomycota; Dothideomycetes; Mycosphaerellales; Dissoconiaceae
Product: Aldo/keto reductase
Exons: 2
Coding region: 1-1017 (338 amino acids)
Cellular component (GO): cytosol
Molecular function (GO): aldose reductase (NADPH) activity
Source: RefSeq, a predicted model, not a curated record